This is a messenger RNA of Quercus robur (English oak), 669 nucleotides long. RefSeq lists its product as uncharacterized. The coding region runs from base 1 to 669 and encodes 222 amino acids. Gene Ontology annotation, molecular function: RNA-DNA hybrid ribonuclease activity; nucleic acid binding. The transcript has 3 exons. The record is from RefSeq and is a predicted model, not a curated record. NCBI's taxonomy places the organism in Eukaryota, Viridiplantae, Streptophyta, Magnoliopsida, Fagales, Fagaceae.
AUGCACUGCCUACACUGGUCAAUCUUCACUGACGUAACAUUGUGCCUAUUCCAAUCUGUGCUCAAUGCCAAAAUUAUCCUGAAGAUGCUCUCCAUGCGACGAAAUGCUGUUCAUUUUGGUCGCCCCCAAUUGCCCGUGGAUAGCAUAUGCAGCAAAGCAGGAAGUUAUUUGCAAGAAUUUUUGCAAGCCCAGACAGAGGAGCCUGUUCCAAGUCGUCCUCCUCCCAUGCAACAAUGGUGUCCUCCAGAUCAUCAUUGCUUAAAGAUAAAUUUCGAUGCCGCGGUGUUUCGUCGAUCAAGUAUGGCGGCCAUUGGUGUCGUUGUCCGCAACAAUGCAGUGGCGGAUCUUGAAGCCUUAGCAUGUUUGAAGGCUGUCCAAUUUGCUCUGGAACUGGGUAUUACUCGAGUGGUGUUUGAAGGUGAUUCAGCAGUUGUCAUUAAUGCCCUUCUACACAGUGCGGGUGCAUUUGCUAGUUUCGGCAACAUUUUGGAUGAUAUACACAUGCUCUUUGUAGUAUUUCAGUUUGUAGAAUUUGUUUUUGUUAAUCGACGGUGUAAUUCAGUAGUUGAUGCUUUAGCAAAAAAAGCUGAGCUUAUUGUUGGGGCGCAGGUUUGGCUGCACGAAGUGCCAGUAGACAUUGCCCCUUUAGUUCUUAUUGAUGUUCAUUGA